Molecule: messenger RNA, 884 nt
Organism: Bipolaris sorokiniana ND90Pr
Lineage: Eukaryota; Fungi; Ascomycota; Dothideomycetes; Pleosporales; Pleosporaceae
Exons: 1
Coding region: 92-595 (167 amino acids)
Source: RefSeq, a predicted model, not a curated record
AUACUCUUGUUUCUCAACUCGGGCUUGGAAAGAUGAAAGGAGAUGUCGUACAUGCGUGCUGCAUGGCUCAUUAAACGCAGAAUAUGCGUAAAUGGAAUAUAUUGAAGUAGAGGCCAGGGUGCACUGGGGAGCACGUGCUCUACUCUCUACCCAAAGAAGUGUACAUAUGUACAGGUAUAACGCCAGAAAAGGCGUACCGUACAGUGUAAAUAAGCAGCGUAUGGCUUACAAUUGCUCCCCUCACUUCCCGAAGCCGAUGUUGCAGUGCAUCGCCACAUUGUUCUCGACCCAUACCGUAUGGGAUUGCUUCGGUCCUUCUCUUUUGAGACGUGUAUUUACGUAUCCGCUCGCCCCGACCUUCCUAUUCAUGCCCAGCAAAACAUCUUCAGGGGAAUUCGGCCAAGGUGCAUUAGUGCAGCGUAGCUUUUCUACCAAGAAAAUGGCGCCGGUAGUGGAGGCGCGAGUGGCCCCUUUGGCGAAAAACCGUCUGGGCGUUCCCCCAAAAUUCCGGUGCCUUCUAGCCCCAGCGCGAAUUUUGGCGGGACCGAGUGUCUCUGGUGCUGUAUCCCAAGUCGACGGUAUUGGUACUUGGUAAAGGACGAGUCAGGCGCUUCUAGGCGCCGGAUAGUGGAGGUAGGAAUAACGCAAGCGGCUCGAAAUGAACAAAGAAGCAAAAAGGUUUGGUGUGAAACGGGCCGAGGGCCUGGGUGUGCAGAUCGGCAAAGGGCGUACCUGACAGCAGCGCCUUGGGAGUCCGACGCUCGCCACUCUUGUGCCAAGUACGCGAUCCAGGAGAGAAGACGUAAGUCCGUCAGUAAUACGGAUACGCAUGGUCUAGUCACCAUGCAUGCACACCGUCCAAAGUUCUCGACCAUCCCAACCCC